AUGUUCUAUCCUAAUGAGGAUUUGGGCUCAGGACAUCUGAUUCUAGGUCUGUGUUUAGGGGCCAGUUCAACCUCAAGGUUAGGUGCCAGUUCAACCUCAAUGUUAGGGGCCAGUUCAACCUCAAGGUGGCUUGCUGAGAUACCUCUCUAGCACAGUGGUUUUCAAAGCACUCCUCUGGUACCCCCAGUAGUUUCACAAUUUAGUUGUAGCCUUGAAAUUGCUCACCUGAUUCACCUAUUCAAAGGCUUGAUAAUUAAAUAGUUGACAAGUUGAAUCAGCUAUGUUAGCUCUGGAAUACUAUAAGGUGAAUGCACCAAUUUGUAAGUCGCUCUGGAUAAGAGCGUCUGCUAAAUGACGUAAAUGUAAAUGUAAAUACAUCAAACACAUGGAACGGCUGGGGGUCCCGAGGAGAGAUUUGCUCUAGCAUGGAAGUCUGACUUCUGAGUUCAGUUGGCUGGAUGCUCUCCAGUCCACCACCUGCUCUUAAUUAGUCCUACGCUACUGUAGUGCUGUAUUACACAUUGACGAUAUCGCAUCCCAGCCUGGAAGCCAAUCCAUUAUGCAGCACUGUUAACACCCAGGCUGUCUUCCCCUCGCUGCCAUGACUGCUGAUGAUGCAAACCCCAUGGGGAGAAGUGAAAAACACCCCACACCGCUCUGUUUGUCCCACCGUGGCACCCGUAUCAUUUUCAUCCUGUCUGCACCAAAUCAAUACAGUGUCUCCUCUCAUCGUUCCGAGGUUGAUUUGAAACCCCUGCCCACGUAUCUUCCCAACCCGACUCCCCCCUACUCGCCCCACCUUGGAAGAAAGCGCUACCUUGUAGUACUUCCCCCUAUCUGCCAUAUUAAUGUGUCCCUAGCAUCUAGGGUAGGCUUACGGCAGCAACGACAACCACACACCAUACAGCAGCAGUAGUAGCUGGAGGUCUGUAAUCUGAGGACGCGGGCGGCUGAUAUAAGAGAGUGUUGGGUCUACGGAACAAGAUGGGCAGUGAGAUUAUACUGUUGGGGAUAUUCUGAUAGCAAGAGCACAUGGUCAUCUUAUUUAGUCGAGACUGGCGAAAUAGAGAUAUGCUAUUUUCUCUGUGUGGUCAGUUGUGAGGUUUGAUUAUCAAUUUGAUAUGAAGUCUUAAAUUGUUAUAUAAAUUGACUUUGCCACAGAAAUAGACUGGACAUUUAAAAAAAUGGUAGGCCUCUAUUUGAUUUGAAAGCGUAGUCACACAGACACAGUUUAUGGAAAGGAUUUACAGACAUCUUCUCAAUGUUUUUCCCCCAGAACAAUAACCAUAUUAUUACCUUUGAAAAUAACAUGUCACAUGCAUCACCAUGAUCAUUAUCACCAUAAUCCUCAUCAUCAUCUUAUUUUCCCUUAGCUGGGUGAAAUAACUGAAAACACCCUCCACCGUCAUGGACGGACAGUAGUCAUUGGUUUGUCAUCACAUGCUCAUGCAACAUGCCUAGCAACGGCAUCCAUCUUGUCAUUUUGUGAUAUGCUUGGUAUUUAUAGUACACAUACAAGAUGGCAUACAGUGCAUUCGGAAAGUAUUCAGACCCCUUUUUCCACAUUUUGUUACGUUACAGCCUUACUCUAAAAUUAAUUAAAUUCAAUUGUUUCCUUAUCAGUUUACACACAACACCCCAUAAUGACAAUGCGAAAACAGGUUUUUAGAAAUGUUUGCUAAUUUAUUAAAAAUAAAAAACAUAAAUACCUUCCAUUGAUCAUCCUUGAGAUGUUUCUACAACUUGAUUGGAGUCCACCUGUGGUAAAUUCAAUUGAUUGGACAUGAUUUGGAAAGGCACACACCUGUCUAUAUAAGGUCCCACAGUUGACAGUGCAUGUCAGAGCAAAAACCAAGCCAUGAGGUCGAAGGAAUUGUCCGUAGAGCUCCGAGACAGGAUUGUGUCAUGGCACAGAUCUGGGGAAGGGUACCAAAAAAUGUCUGCUGCAUUGAAGGUCCCCAAGAACACAGUGGCCUCCAUCAUUCUUAAAUGGAAGAAGUUUGGAACCACCAAGACUCUUCCUAGAGCUGGUCACCCAGCCAAACUGAGCAAUCGGGAGAGAAAAGCCUUGGUCAGGGAGGUGACCAAGAACCAGAUGGUUACUCUGACAGAGCUCCAGAGUUCCUCUGUGGAGAUGGGAGAACCUUCCAGAAGGACAACCAUCUCUGCAGCACUCCACCAAUCAGGCCUUUAUGGUAGAGUGGCCAGACGGAAGCCACUCCUCAGUGAAAGGCACAUGACUGCCCGCUUGGAGUUUGCCAAAAGGCACCUAAAGGACUCUCAGACCAUGAGAAACAAGAUUAUCUGGUCUGAUGAAACCAAGAUUGAACUUUUUGGCCUGAAUGCCGAGCGUAACCUCUGGAGGAAACCUGGCACCAUCUCUACGGUGAAGGAUGGUGGUGGCAGCAUCAUGCUGUGGAGAUGUUUUUCAGCGGCAGGGACUGGGAGACUAGUCAGGAUCGAGGGAAAGAUUAAAAGAGCAAAGUACAGAGAGAUCCUUGAUGAAAACCUGCUCCAGAGCACUCAGGACUUCAGCCUGGGGUGAAGGUUCACCUUCCAACAGGACAAUGACCCUAAGCACACAGACAAGACAAUGCAGGAGUGGCUUCGGGACAAGUCUCUGAAUGUCCUUGAGUGACCCAGCCAGAACCCGGACUUGAACCAGAUCAAACAUCUCUGGAGAGACCUGAAAAUAGCUGCGAAGCGUCGCUCCCCAUCCAACCUGACAGAGCUUGUUUUUGCUUUGACAUUAUGGGGUAUUGUGUGUAGAUUGAUGAGGGGAAAAAACAAUUUAAUCAAUUUUAGAAUAAGGCUGUUAUGUAACAAAAUGUGGAAAAAGUCUAGGGGUCUGAAUACUUUCCGAAUACACUGUACGUAAAUCUUGAUUAGCUAAUGCUGCUCGCCCAUGAUCCACUUAUCUCCCUGCCUGUUUGCCAGCCGUCCCGUCCUGUCAACAUUGUGAACACUUGUUUAUCCAUUCAGACAGGUGUUUGAAUAAUGUGCCUCUCUGUCCAAUAAAUAAUGAUUGUCGUGAGGCUGAGGGGUGAGGCAGGAGGCUAAGGGGUCAAUUUAACUCUGCAAACAGGUGCAGUGGCGGGGGGUAGGGGCCUUGGGGCGAAGGGGGGAGACAACCCCCAAGCAUGUGGUGAAACUUAUACAGCGUUGUGGGUGGGGAUGGAGAGAGAGAGAGAGAGAGAGAGAGAGAGAGAGAGAGAGAGAGAGAGAGAGAGAGAGAGAGAGAGAGAGAGAGAGAGAGAGAGAGAGAGAGAGAGAGAGAGAGAGAGAGAGGAAAAAAAAACAUAUAUAAUCUGACUCAGAGGUGAGGUGGAGUCCAAGGGUAGGGGUUGUGUGUAUUUCAUCCCCCGUACAUGUCUCUAAACCUAGUAUCGGCUGCCGGGGUACGUAACCUUGCUUCACCAGACAUUGCCCACUGGUGCACUUUGGUGAUGCAAACAGCAACCAGUUAUGACAGUUAUAUGAUUGAGAGGCAAGUCAUUUGACCACCACCACCACCAAACCCCCUGAGAGAGAUGUCUGCAUAGCGCAUACAGUACAUAAUGUUGUCAGAUAGUUCAUCCCCGUAUCGAUUACCAGGCCGGCAUGGAUGGAUCGUGUUUCUGUGUCUUUUUUUAAAUGUUUCUGGUAUCGAAUACAGUGCUUGGAUCAGAUGUCUGUGGCAUGUUUAAAUACUCUGGCUCUCAUUCCUUCUCUCUCUCAUCCUUCCUUCUCUCCAUCAUUCCCUCCGUCUCUCAAACAUACAGCUUCUGUCUCUCAUAAACACAUGCACACACACACACAAAAUGCACAUUCUCUAGGACCUAGGCCUGUAUCUCACAAACACACUAUUUAUCUUUCUCAUACGUACACAGCCUCUGUCUAUACCUCUCUCUCUCAGUGUGUGGAUGACAGCAGUUUAAUGUGACCCAGAGGGAAUGGAGGCAGUAGCUGUUACAAGCGUGAUAAUUAGUCAGGUGACGAGCUAAUGAGAGCGUCAUGGGAGUUUUGGCCACAGACACACCGGAAUGUCAAUUCGAUACAACUUUAUUAAUUCCCGACAGGAGAGAUUUAAAAAAUCAGUUUAGACAUGUUUGCAUUGUUAAGAGAAUGACAUAGUAGUGUUGAGGUUGAUGCAGUCUCAAAUCCUAAUUUAGCCUCAUCCUGAAUUGAUGUGCUGUGUUUGAAAAAAAUUAAUGUGUACGGUACAUGAUAUGACACUAACAUAACAGUAGGUAUCUAAUACAGAAGAAUGUAACAACAGAUUCCCAUAACAAAUGUCUAAUAUCACAAUAUUGACCAAAUAUGCAAUCUGUCAUAACUUCACAAAAAAUUGCAAAUAGGAGCACUAAAUAACUCUGAUUUAUGCUGGUACUGUGGUGAAACGUUGUUUGUAGUUUAAAUAAAUUAUAUAGUGAUGAAUAAACUAUAAUUUACACAUUUGUAUAGAAAAUAAGAUACUGUAUGUGUGAUGGUGGAUAUAUAUAUAUAUUUUUUUUUUUGCAGAAAAAACGCAAUAGAUUGGAUUCAAUGCCUUCGAUAUUACUAUUGGUUCUGCUCUCGAUUAGUCAGCCUGUUUUCAUUGUCGGGCUUUUUGCGCAGGCUGCCAUAUCCCUCAUCACAGGCAAGAGAAGAGCCGAUUUCUACAGAUCCCACAAAGACAAACAAAGAACCACACCCGGUAUUGUAUGACAGGUAGCUAUGUCUAAACAGAUUAUUUUCAAAAAUAUCAACUUCACGGAUAUCAAUCACCGUUCAUUCAGGGAGAAAAUACCAUGUAUGCUUCCUUGUUCUGCUGGCAUCGCGGCAAAAAACAAAAUGGCUUUUGCAAUGCAGCUAGUUAGCUAACCUAGGCCUGGAAAGCUGCAUUUUGUCGUACACUGUACCUAGUCAAUGUGAAACGUUUAUCCGCAAACGUAAGUUAUAAAAUGACAGGAAUGUAUUUGCACGAGUGCACAGCUGGUAGGUAACGUUACUAGCCAAUAUAAUGGCGUUGCAGCAGUUUGCUUAUAAGGUUAGCUAGUUAGUCUUCUUGUUAACUAGCUAAAUAGCAUUGUAGCUAACUGUCCUAAUUUCAACUGGUCAGCGUCAGAGCGCAUCAAGGCGUUUGUAAUUAAGCUGCAUUUGACAUCUGGUGCAGUUUGUAUAUAUAUUGUAUAGGCUAACUUUACAGUACAGUUAGAGAAAAUCGUGUUAUAUUAGCGAUCUAGCUCAUAUAAUUAAUAACCGGCCAGCUACAGAUAUGCAUGUUGCUAGUAGCCGGAUAAUGGACUAAAGAGCCUACCGUUACUCCUUAUAGUCCAAGGGCCUUAAUACAUGUUCUGUUUAGAGGCGAAUUGGCUCUGGCAGCCAAAUACUCCACAUAAAGCUCUCUACUUUCAUAUCACAUCAAAAGAAUUUCACAAAUGGAAAACAUGCAGUUACUGUACACUGUUUUAAAGGUCGACUUUGGGCAAACAUGACAUUUUAGUCAUUUAGCAGACGCUCUUAUCCAGAGCGACUUACAGUUAGUGAGUGCAUACAUUUAUUUUUUAUUUUUUUCUCAUACUGGCCCCCCGUGGGACUCGAACCCACAACCCUGGCGUUGCAAGCGCAAUGCUCUACCCAUAACGUAUUUAAACUGUGUAACUGAUCAAUGCACCAUCAUACCAGGUCAUUUAAUGCUUAAAAACAAAAUUGGAUUAAUAAGAUAUUUGACCAAAGUGCCAUUUCUCCAAAAACAAAUCCUGUGAAAUGACGUCAACACAUGGAGUUACUUGCUAGAUAAAGUGGCUAGUUUAGCUAACGAACUAGCUAUGUCGGUUUCGGUGCGCAUGACCAGAUUGACGGCACCAUUUUCUUCUUCUGUUGCUUUUAUGGCAGACUACAUCCAAAAGUUGUAUUGCCGCCACCAACUGGACGGUUUAGAAUGACACAUUGACUAACCACCAAAGGCACACCCCAUUUCUGUUAGAAAAUUGAGAAAGGGGCGGGGUUGGACUGUUUUUUUUUCUUUCUUGCCAAAGGUCGACCUUUAACCAGGUUUAACACAGUUGCAGCUGACAGUAUUUUUCAGUGACAACACGUUUGUGGGGUCCAUCUUCUGUUUACACCCAGGUGUUCGGAGACGCAGAUAGCUAAUUAGCACAGAUAGUUGACUCUGCCGUUUUCCAUAAACAAGCACUGUAACAUGCAAAUAUGGCAGUGUGGGAAACCUAACCCUAUAAAGGUGUGUAGUAAUUUAACCUUUUAGUUUUUUUGAAAAGUAUUUCUUGUUGAUAUGAAAGAUACAUUCCUUAUGUUUCCAAAAAUUUACUGCAAGUGAUGCAUGUUAAAGUUUAGAGAAAGCGUCUGGUCUCUUACAGCCAGAAGAUAUGAUCAUCCAGUGGAGGCUGGUGGGAGGAGCUAUAGGAGGACGGGCUCAUUGUAAUGGCUGGAAUUAAAUUAAUGGAACGUAGUCAAACGUGGUUUCCAGAUGUUUGCGUUUGAUACUGUUCCAUUUAUUCCAUUCCAGCCUUUACAAUGAGCCCGUCCUCCUAUAGCUCCAUCCUCCACUGCUGUCAUCAAUAGGCGUUAAAUGUAGUUAGCUUCUAUCAAUGGGGUAUGUUGCUAGUUACUGCUCCAGUUGUUGUCAAUUGAUCAGAAUCCUAUUGACAGUCAGUGCUCUAGCUAUAAACUAGUCCUUUCUUAUGCAUAGAACUUCUGCUCUUCGAGGCUGAUGUAUGAUGCCAACCCAGAGUAGCUGCUAACUAACCUAUCCCUAAUAUCCACACAAGCUUGCUUGAUCAGUAGACUGAAUCUGUGCAGGAUGCUGUUGGACCUCUCAAUAGACUAUCAUAUGAGUCUAAUGGCAAAAUGGGACGGACGUUUACUCAUCGACUCCGUAAGGCGUGGGCGUGCUUCAGUUGGACUGGCACCUAGGCGAACCGAAGGAGUGUUGCUCGCAUACUCCCUUAAAAUACCGUUGCUUGAAAAAUGAGAAAAAGGCAGCAAUAGUACUUUGUCUGUUUUGAGACUCCGUAGCCAGUAUACACUUCCUCAAAAGUCAGAAUUAAUCUAAGAUAACUCAAGAAAUCUGUCAUUAAUUUUGAUGUUUUUGCCGAGGAGAUCUUAGUCGCCCAAUUUUACAUCUAACUAAGAUGUUUGGUGCCGUAUUUGUCAAUGAAAAAAUGUGCAUGACAAUGAGUCGUCUCAUUGAAUGACAACAGACUUUUAAAAAAAAUCCCUACUGUUGACCAGUCACAGAUGAAAGGGGCGUAGACUUCGGCUGCCGACUUCGGCUUGCCUCGAGAAAAACAGUUGUGUGCCUGAACAGCUGAGGAAACCCUUAUCGAAGUCCAAAACGAACAAAAAUUUCACAAAAUAUCAUAAUACAUGCACAAACUGUUCUGAACUGUUUUCGGCUGGGAAGCAUGCAGACGCCUUUACGAUUGAAUCGCUCUGUCAUCUGAAAUCUGUGUAAAAAUACUGCUGUUUGGGCGUCUAUAGAAUUUAUGAAUAAUACUUUUUCCCAUAAUUUUCCUUGUUUCAGGUCAACAUCAUAUCAAAUUGUACAUGUAUUUGAAUACAAGCAAGGAACCAGAUUAUGUAAAACAUAACAUAAGCAACCGAAAACAAAAGUGACAUAGGGCUGGUCGGUAUACCGUAUUUUACAAUGUACCGGUAUUGAUGCACGGACCGGUUUGGGUUUUUACUUUACCUUCUAUAACGGUAUUUGAAUAUUUGCUUCGUCAAAUCUGAUACGACAUUUGUAACGUCCAUUUUUAUAGUUUACGCCGCUACUUGAAUCAUCUCUUUCCGCUCUGUCUCUAUGCCGCUUUCCACACAGACCUAGCCCCGCCCCCUGUUACUCAUGGAGCGCAUUUGUUGUUCCUCCACCCAUGGUAGACUUGUGUCAAUGCAGCACAUGCAGCAAUGUUUUCACUUUGCUUCUUAAUAUCAAUCCACAAGUGUUCUAUAAUUACACUAUUAGUUUGUGUUUCUUACAUCUGCAAAUGGCUAGUUUGUCUUUUCGUAGCAAGUUGGGCCUAAAUCGUGUUAGCCGCUAAUGCUAAUUGCCAGUUAGCUGGCUAGCUAGCUAAUAAAUGUACUGAGUCAGAGCAAGCGUAACUAGCUGUGCAGCCUGAUAAUACAAGUGAUGGUGUAGACCUAAAUCAGAAUGUUUGUGCAACACUAUCUUCUAAAUUAAGGAGGGAGACGUGAAGCCUGAAUAUGUUAGCUACAUGAUGUAGGUAAGAGAACAUUAAAUGUACACAAAGAUUAUAGGGUCCCCUAGGAAACACUUAUCAACUCUUUGGUUGCUACCCUGUCUCCUCCCUGGCAUUUUUGUUCAUUGUCAUGUCAAACAACACUGUAUUCAAAGUGUCCACUAUUAUAUUCUAACUAUAGAAUUAGAAUAAUAAUUUCCAUGAUGCCAACAGUUCACCCAAGUGAUCGUUUGGUUUAGGUCCAGUCCCUUAAGAGGGCAAGGUAAAUGCCAAUAAAUACACAGCCAUACUGAGUGAGUGAUCACCUUCAACCUAUGGUGAAGAAUUUCUAUCCUGAUGGGCGUGGUCUCUUCCAAGAUGACAAUGUCCCCAUCCACAGGGCACGAGUGGUCACUAAAUGGUUUGAUGAAUGGAAACGAUGUAAACCAUAUGCUAUAUGCCACCACCACCAUCAACAAAACACCAACUUAUGGAAUUUCCUGUGGAAGAAUGGUGUUGCAUCCUUCCAAUAGAGUUCCAGACACUUGUAGAAUCUAUGCCAAGGCGCAUUGAAGCUGUUCUGCGGCUCGUGGUGGUCCAACGCCCUAUUAAGACACUUUAUGUUGGCAUUUACUUUAUUUUGACAGUUACCUGUAUAUUAAAUUUUUUACAUUUUAGUCAUUUAGCAGACGCUCUUAUCCAGAGCGACUUACAGUUAGUGAGUGCAUACAUUUUUCAUACUGGUCCCCCGUGGGAAUCGAACCCACAACCCUGGCGUUGCAAGCGCCAUGCUCUACCAACUGAGCCACAGGAGGCCUAUUACAUAACAUUACAUUUUUAUUACAUUAACAAAAAUAAACAUUCUUUCUUAUUACCCAUUACACUUCUCAGGGUAUCUGGAGGAUUAGGGGAAAGAUAGCAUAUUUCCCCCGUCUUUGUUCUGAAAUAUGGAAUUUGUUUUCUCCAGUGACAGCCUUUUCAAUGUCUCAUAAUACCACUGAUUUUUAUAGUAGGUUUCUGGUCUUUUAUCCAAUUCAAAGCAAUGCAUUUGCAGGCCACAAAGGAGAUAUGUUUUUAGGAGAUUGAGUUGUGCUAGGGUAAGUGAAGGCCUGUUUUCUGUGACACCUAAUACAAGUAGCCACGGGUCCAUCCUUAUAGGACAUCUAAACAUGCCCUUCAGCUCAGUUUAGACAUUUUCCCAGAAAAUUGUUAGUGUGGUGGGUAGGUCUAAAACAAGUGGCCUUGGGUACCUUUCAUUGUUGUAUUUACACAUGUUAUUAUUUUAUUGGCGUUUGUAUCAAAUUGGCGGUAAGUCUAAUGGUGUUGAUUAGUUACAUAACAUUGCUUUGCUUUUCCACCCUGCAAAAGAGCAUGACUGCAAGACGUUUGAGAGAAGAUGAAGAUAAUGGAAUUUUCCCUCCCCUAACCACUCAAUUUAAAAGGAAACAAACAGUGAAAUCUUAGACAUUUCUCAUAGGGACCCCCUCCUGUAAGAAAAUCUAAAAGAAGAAAUAAUUUAAAAAAACAAAUCAAAUAUAAGGAGGCCCAGCAUCUGUAAUCCUGUUUCUGCUUUCCACCUCUCAGCUUUGCGUUGCUCACAGAAAGUCGAUCCCAGCUCCUACCCUCUAUCAGCUUGGGCAGAGGAGCAGCCAGCGCCUUCGGUACCAUAGGCCGGGGAGCCCCUUUCCUCUUUGGACCGGCCGCGGCUAUCCGUCUGGCACAGAUCGAAGCCCAGCUAGCCCUGCACCAACUCAGCGUCAUCGCCGCUGCCAGUAACCACGGCAACCAGCAACUGGCCCUGCUCAACAUUCUCCAGCAAGCAGCUGCCAACAACAUCGCUCAGCAGCGCACCCCCGUCAUGUACCAGCCUCAGCAACCGGGGGCGCCCUUCAACAGGCCCAGGAUCAUGCCAUACCAACAACCGGGCCGCUCUACGGACGGCAACAAUAUGGCCCAGAUGAACAGCUACCAGGUGGGUCAGUUCCCGCCGCAAACACCGCUACCCGAGGAGCUGGAGUCGGCCAUCUCUGUCCGCGUUCAGGGCGGGAGGGACGAGGACCACCGCCUACUCAACCAGAAUACCCAGAUCUCCCGGCAGCUCGGUGUAGACCUCCGCAUGCACGGGGUCGGUCAGGGUGAGAGGUCAGAGACUGGCUAUUCCAACAGCAACAACCUUGUCUCGCUUUCCUGCGAUGACCAGCAGAGUCAGAUGCAGGAUGUGGACUGGUCCAACUACCAGACUCCCAGUAAACUCUUUGGUCUCAAUCAGCAGCAGCACCUCCAGCAGUCCUCCCACUCUCAUGCUAACCCUAACAGCGGGCAUUCAGGAGGGGGCAUGCAAAGCUGGAAUGCUCCUGUUUCUGCACAGGGUCGUCCACAGGGCGGGGACAUGCAGGGUCUGUACGUACCCGAGAGCGCAGGCAGUAUCCUGGCCGGCUUCGGCUUGUCAAACGACGACCUGGAGGUUCUCAGCCACUACCCUGACGACCAGCUAACACCAGACACACUGCCCUUCAUCCUACGUGACAUACAGAUACACAAAACAAACAGAAACACAGGCCCUCCUGCGUUCUCUCAAACUCUCCCUCCUAUUCCUAACCUGCCACCACCGCCUCGUCUUUCUCCACAUCAGCGGCAUCCCGCGCCUUCAUGUACGCCCGACAUCCCGAGUUUUCUGAGUGUGACGCAAACGGCGGGUAAAGUUAUCGACUACGGCCACGCGAGUAGGACGGCGGAGGAGGGCAGAGACCCUUACAAACGUGAGCUACUGCCUAAGGAGAGAGCGGCUAAACCAGAGUACAAGUCCACCAGCUCGUCUUUGAAACGUAAAGCUGAAUCCCCAAGGCGGCACCACUCAAACGACGACUCCUCCGACUCAAAGAAAGACAAAGACUACAGGAGGCGUGCUCCAAUCCCCGACGCUCACAAGCACAAACGAACGCCUGUCAGAGAGCCGCCAUCGAGAUCUCGGUCGGAGCGCGAAGGGUCCAGAACAAGGCCACAGUUUGAAGCCAGGAGUGAGUCGUCAAAAUCAACCAGACCCUCCGGCGCCAAACGCAGCUCUAGUGCCCCCAAGAUGCUCCCAACACCCACCAUGAUAAGUGAUUUCUCGGCGGACCCUCCGAAGGUGUAUCCCCACACCUGCUCCCUGUGCGACAUGCAAUGUGAACGGGCUAAGGUGAGUACCGUACCUAGCCAAGCAGAGAUUUUGUUUUUGUUAAACGGAUACUUCAGGAUUUUGGCGAUGAAGCCCUUUAUCUACUUCCCCAGAGUCAGAUGAACUCGUGGAUACAAUUUGUAUAUCUCUGCGUCCAGUUAGAAGGAAGUUGCUAACUAGCGUUAGUGUAAUUGCUAACUAAUGUUAGCGCAAUGACUGGAAUUCUUUGGCAACUGCUAGCAUGCUAGUAGAUACCUUAGACUUCCAGUUGUUGCACUAAUGCUAGUUGGCUUUGGCUCGCAAAGCUACUUCUAACUUCCAUCAUACUGGAUACAGAGAUCUAAAAAUGGUAUCCAUGAGUUGAUCUGACUCUGGGGAAGUAGAUAAAGGGCUUCAUUGCCAAAAUCCCGAAGAAUCCCUUUACGCUUUUAAAGGCCCAAUGCAGUUAAAGGAAAAAUCCACUCAGACUAUCUUUUGGUAUUUUUAUCAUUAGUCCACUGUUGAAACAGUACCAAAAUGUUUUGAAUGUCAGCAGUCAAGUUUUCAAGAUAUUGGACUUUCAAGAAGCAAAGUGUCACGUGCCACAUCGUCAUGAUGACGCAAAACCCUUCGCGACUGUAUCAAUAGUGGACUAAGAAAGGAAAAAAAGCAACUCGUUUUUGGGUGGAUUUUUCCAUUAAACACCAUAACCACUUUUACAUACACACCAGGCAUAAAACAUAGUGAAAUACAUCACAGAAUAUUGGAUUCUACUUACAAAAACAGACAUAUUUUAAGCAAUGGUUAAACAAUUGUGAUUCACAUAAACAGUUUGUACAUUGUACAUUUGGUGAGCUUACGCCGAUUAAAACACCUGGUUUUCUGAGCAAUCUUUCAAAUGAUUAGGACAUGUAAACACCUUAAUCAGCAUUCCAGCAGUGUGUUUGAUCUGCAGUUGUGCUAGCAUCAGGCGAGCAAGCCUCCCUCUUUAGCGAGAGUGAAGUGAGUUCGGAACAACAAUGUUUGCGUCUUACAAGUAGUUUUCACAUACAAACUUUCUAUGUCCGAAAUCAGAAUCAAAUAUGCUUCCCAAAAAUAACAUGGUCGCUGUGGUAGAAUGUAUAUUUUGAUUCGCAAUUUUCUGCAUUUGUCAGCGUGGCAUCAGGUAGCCUGAUUCCAGAUGUGUCCAUGUAAACAGCAUUAUUACGGAAAUCGUUCUUCUUGCAAAGCAUGUAAAUGUUUUAUUAAACUAUUAUAUUAAUCUGACUAGCCACAAUAAUCGCAUUAUUGUGUGCAUGUAAUCGUACCCAUUAUUUUGUAAAUCCAUGUAUGGUUGGUGUUACUUUUGAGUUGUUCAACUUCUUAAUUUUUUUACUACAACAAAAAAAAACUAAAGGAUAAUUACAAAUAUAAAACAUUUGCACCACAAAAAGUAGCCUAAGCCUAACCCAUACUCGGCUGAUGAAGAAGAUGAAGAUUGCAGAAGACAUGGAUAUCUGCAAAAGCUGAAUCGUAUUUGUGGUGAAGAGGACUAACUUUGCCCAGUAUUCGCUCUUCUGCAGUGUACCAAAACAUUAUCAAUGCUGUUUAUAUACAUUUUGUUUCUUUUACAGGUUGUUGCACAGCCAAAAUGUAUCUUUAUUUCAUACCUUCAAAUUUUGAAACUUUCUUUAAUACUUUGCCAUUUGACUUGAUGCCUCAAACAUGAUCAAGUAGUAUCGAUACAUAUCUUUUGAUUAGCUUGUUGAGGAAUGCGUUCAAGAUAUGGAAGACCUAUACAUGUCGACAAAACCCCUAAAUAUACAUUCAGGAAAUAACUCUCCCAAUACAUACAUAAGCAUAGGCACUAUGGUGGUGUAAAUGUGUUCAUACCAAUCACAUCUCUGCUGGACUCUGGUAGAUAUCUAACCAUGAUUUCUUUAUUUUCUUUUGUUUUUUUCCUCACAGGACUGGAUCGAUCACGUGAACACAGUCAACCACACAGCUAGCUGCAGAGAUCUCCGCAACAAGUGAGUGGUUUAAAAAAGUAUUGUUCAAACCAUGCUGGCAGUUAAAAUCCUUAAGUCUAUUGACGCACCUGUGCAUCAGUCUAAGUAACAAAACUAAAAAAAUCCAUCAAAAUCCAUCAGUUUAACUUAGAGAUUGGCUGCGUCUCAAUCCAUCACAUCCGUCUAUGUCAGCCUUCCACAUCUGCGGUGGAAGGUGGCAGAGCUACAGCGGUGUUUGUCAGACCAUGAGACAUCCUGAAAAUCGGUCUUCUCACGUUGAGGUCUGUAUCGUCCGAAUGGUUUGAAAAGUGUAAUGGGACUCGUCUGAAGUCAGUAACGUUGAUGUGCCAACUACUGUCUGUAGCAUCUGAACCAUUUGAGCUAAAAGCUAUGACCCCACUAUGGAAAGGGGAGACUCACGAACACAAUAGUGUUCUCCGUUUUGCUCUACGACCCCUAAAAAAAGGACUCUUCUGUAGGUAACCCAUACAAAUGAAGGAAGUAUGGAGGUAGUUUUGUUCCAACAAAAAUAAGGGGUUAAAUGUGUCCAAAAAAAUUAAAUGUUCCUGAGCUUACUUAUAUCUGCUAGAUAUAGGACAGAAACUUCAGAACCUUAUUCCUUAUUAUUAUUAUUAUUAUUACUGGCUUUUUUGCCAUUUAUGAAUGUGUUAUUCAAUGCCUUUCUAUGGGCUUUAGUAGUAAAUGCCAAAUUCAAUAUUUCAUUAAUUUUUUAUAAUUUUUUGGGGAUACUUAAAGGGGUCCUAAACAUUCUAAAUCAAAUAGCUAAAUGAUCCAUGGUAUGACCAUCUUAAAACGAUUCCAUAUGUUAGUGGCAGGUAGCUUAGUGGUUAAGAGCGUUGUGCCAGUAACCGAAAGGUCGCUGGUUCUACUCCCCAAGCCGACUAGGUGAAAAAUCUGUCGAUGUGCCCUUGAGCAAGGCACUUAACCCUGAUUGCUCCUGUAAGUCGCUCUGGAUAAGAGCUUCUGCUAAAUGACCAAUUUAAUUUAAUUAGCACCACACCCCAACGGCUUAGACUUCAAAAGUUAACUAACAUGUUAAAACCAACAAUAACACAUGAAUAAUGUGUAGGAUGAUGUACUCAUGUCUCUUCUUCCCCCCCCCCCCAAAGGUAUCCAGACUGGAAUCCAAAUGCCCCAAGGUGAGAGAUGUUUCUAAAAUGUAGGACUACCUCUUUUUUUGCCCUGAUUGUCCAAUCGUACCAUUUUGAGAUUACAACUGUGCAACUGACAAACCUAUCAUUUUCCUCUGUUGGUGUUGUAUGUCACUGGGACUUUGAGUCAUGUAUAAUGUUCUAUUGUUCUUCUGACUCUCUCCCCUUUGCCCGAAACCAGGAGGGACCCGUCUCCAGGUCAGGAUGCCACCUGGCAUCCCCUGGAACGCUCUCCCUCCCGCUCAGUCUCCCAUUCCCUGUCCUGGUCCCCCACCCCUCCUCCAGACCGAAGCAGAAGGAUCUCUCCGCCCACCCCCCAUGGACACGCCCCACACACCUCUGGCCGGCACAGCCCCUCCCAGUCCCAUCGGGGUUCCGCCUCCAGCGCACACAGACCGGAGAAGAGGACCAGCGAAUCCUCAGGUAAGCCACUUGGCUAGAUGCUAAACUGGGCUAGUGGUUGACACUAUGUUUACCAGACCCAGAUGAAGCGUGUUCCUGAAGUGCUAGUCUGUUGGCAUUGUAAUAUAUCUGCCUUGUGCUGCAUUGUCAUAACACAGACAUCAUCUGUUACCCCUACAUCCAGGGAUAUCUACUGUACUACAGUUGAAGUCGGAAGUUUACAUACACUUAUGUUGGCGUCAUUAAAACUUGUUUUUCAACCACUCCACAAAUUUGUUGUUAACAACCUAUAGUUUUGGCAAGUCGGUUAGGACAUCUACUUUGUGCAUGACACAAGUAAUUUUUCAAACAAUUGUUUACAGACAGAUUAUUUCACUUAUAAUUCACUGUAUCACAAUUCAAGUGGGUCAGAAGUUUACAUACACUAAUGUGACUGUGCCUUUAAACAGCUUGGAAAAUUCCAGAAAAUGAUGUCAUGGCUUUAGAAGCUUCUAAUAGGCUAAUUGACAUAAUCUGAGUCAAUUGGAGGUGUACCUGUGGAUGUAUUUCAAGGCCUACCUUCAAACGCAGUGCCUCUUUGCUUGACAUCAUGGGAAAAUCAAAAGAAAUCAGCCAAGACCUCAGAAAAAAAGUCUGGUUCAUCAUUGGGAGCAAUUUCCAAACGGCUGAAGGUACCACGUUCAUCUGUACAAACAAUUUUACAUUUUAGUCAUUUAGCAGACGCUCUUAUCCAGAGCGACUUACAGUUAGUGAGUGCAUACAUUUUUUAUAUUUUUUUCAUACUGGAAUCGAACCCACAACCCUGGCGUUGCAAAUGCCAUGCUCUACCAACUGAGCUACAUCCCUGUCGGCCAUUCCCUCCCCUACCCUGGACAACGCUGGGCCAAUUGUGCGCCGCCCCAUGGGUCUCCCGGUCGCGGCCGGCUACGACAGAGCCUGGAUUCGAACCAGGAUCUCUAGUGGCACAGCUAGCACUGCGAUGCAGUGCCUUAGACCACUGCGCCACUCGGGAGGACGCAGCCGCCAUACCGCUCAGGAAGGAGACGCGUUCUGUCUCCUAGAGAUGAAUGUACUUUGGUGCGAAAAGUGCAAAUCAAUCCCAGAACAACAGCAAAGGUCCUUGUGAAGAUGCUCGAGGAAACAUGUACAAAAGUAUCUAUAUCCACAGCAAAGCGUGUCCUAUAUCAACAUAACCUGAAAGGCUGCUCAGCAAGGAAGAAGCCACUGCUUCAAAACCGGCAUAAAAAAAUCCUGACUACGGUUUGCAACUGCACAUAGGGACAAAGAUCACACUUUUUGGAGAAAUGUCCUCUGGUCUGAUGAAACAAAAAUACAACUGUUUGGCCAUAAUGACCAUCGUUAUAUUUGGAGGAAAAAGGGGGACGCUUGCAAGCCGAAGAACACCAUCCCAACCGUGAAGCAUGGGGGUGGCAGCAUCAUGCUGUGGGGGUGCUUUGCUGCAGGAGGGACUGGUGCACUUCACAAAAUAGAUGGCAUCAUGAGGAAGGAAAAUUAUGUGGAUAUAUUGAAGCAACAUCUCAAGACGUCAGUCAGUUGGUCGCAAAUGGGUCUUCCAAAUGGACAAUGACCCCAAGCAUACUUCCAAAGUUUUGGCAAAAUGGCUUAAGGACAACAAAGUCAAGGUAUUGGAGUGGCCGUCACAAAGGCCCUGACCUCAAUCCUAUUGAAAAUGUGUGGGCAGAACUGAAAAAGCGUAUGCGAGCAAGGAGGCCUUCAAUCCUGACUCAGUUACACCAGCUCUGUCAGGAUGAAUGGGCCAAAAUUCACCCAACUUAUUGUGGGAAGCUUGUGGAAGGCUACCCAAAAGGUUUGACCCAAGUUUAAACAAUUUAAUAGCAAUGCUACCAAAUACUUAUUGCGUGUAUAUAAACUUCUGACCCACUGGGAAUGUGAUGAAAGAUUUAAAAGCUGAAAUAAAUCAUUCUCUCUACUAUUAUUCUGACAUGUCACAUUCUUAAAAUAAAGUGGUGAUCCUCACUGACCUAAAACAGGGAAUUUUUACUAGGAUUAAAUGUCAGGAAUUGUGGAAAAACUGAGUUUAAAUGUAUUUGGCUAAGGUGUAUAUAAACAUUUGAAUUCAACUGUAUAUCUACAUCAUUAUAACCCAGACAUCGUCUGUUACCCCUACCUCCAGGGAUAUCUACUGGGAGCUCCUCUCGAGGCCUGAAGCGUUCCAGAAAUGACACCGCCAAACUCGGUGGCCACGGCAACAGAGCUGGGGUUUCUGGGAACCGUGAGUCCUCCUUGUCAUCCGCCAGCAAGUUUCCGGCGUCCAUGUCUGAGAAGCCACAUCGUCCACCUUCCUCUGCAUCCUCUUCUUCUUCUAAGCCCGGUGCCAAGCCAGUGGCUGGGAAGGAGACCACCCCAGGACAGGACUCAGAGGUGUGCCCCUCGCAGAGCUUUUGGUUCUAUCUGUUGUUUGCUAUGCACAGUGUCAUUGGGGCUCUUAAGGUUAACUACAUUAUCAGUAAUAAUUACUUUCAGUAGUAAUAUCAGUAGGGAAAUAUGACAAAUUGAAGUGCAACUAACUUAUAUGGAUAGCAGCUUCUUCACACGCCUAUCCAACCCAAGCAGUACCUGUAAACCUUCCUUCCUUGAUUUUUUGGUCCAGUCUUCCAACGCACCACAGAAGAAGCCGAAUCCAACACUGCAGAAGAAGAGUCAUCCAGGUUCCUACCUGCUCUAUCUGACGGGCCUCCCUGCAGAUGCCAAGUACCAGGAAGUGGUAUCACUGGUGCAGGCCUUCGGCAAGGUCACCAACGUCCUCAUCAUCAGGAACGAGGAGGAGAACCAGCCGCAGUACGCCAAAGUGAGUAUAGAUAACUGUGUAUGAGUGUGUCACGUUAGGCAUCAUACCCUUUUAAUGCUAAGUGUGCUGUCUUUUUGAUAAAUAUGAAUACAUCUUGUUUAACCCCCUAAUCUAUUUUCCGCUGCCCUGCAUAGUAAAUAAAAAAUCCCCAUCAAAUUACGUUAGUUUAAGCAUUGUUGUGGAUUUAACAUCCAAUUUAGUUGUUUUCCUGUUAUAAAAGUGUGAUUUUUGAGAGCGAAAACCAGAAAAAAUUGGGGGAAAACGGAAAUCUAAAAAAAAUAAACGGAGCAAACAGAAUUUUGGGAAAAACUGAAUCGGGGAAUAUUUUUUGGGCUCUAUAAAUAGGCUGAAGCAUUCUAUUCUAUUGGGCUAGAUCCCUGAUGUGAUCUUUUAACUAGUUAGCUUCCUAUUGAUGAAUUCUAUGUUCCAAAAAACUUGCAAUAACACAGUGAAAUAAUGUAGGCCUACCUUUUAGUUUAACUUUGGGUAAACUGACACCCAGGGUGUACUUCUCACAGAAACCAAUCAUGUCACCAUUUUUACCCCCAACACUUUCCCUGGUGGCCACUACUCUUGCUCAACGAAGAAUGUCAUCCCUCGGGGGGGUGAAUGAAUUUGAAGUAGUGUGGCAUUUUAACCCAAGUUACCCUACAAUUGACCUGUGUUACAUUUAGCCCCACUCUCCCCUAUGAACUCAAGGCACUGCUAAAAACUCCAGGUUUAAAAUGGUGCAGCUCGCACAUAUUUAGGUGUUGACAAAUAUAUAAAGUAGGAAUGGGAAGAUGGGAUCCCCUCUUUUUAACAAAGGCCGUUCAAACUGCUGUUUUCCCCACGAUUGCAUUAAGAGUUGUUGCUCAUAACUUGCAUGUGCCUCGAGUUCGACAUUUCGAAUAAUUCUCUGGCAUAGAACCCACAACAAGCCGACUAGGUAACUAUUCCACUGUGGGGUAUUCUGGUUCUUCUAUUCAUUACUCGUUUUGUUUGCAGAAGGAAAGUAAAUGUGGACUGUUCUGGGGCGGCAGGUAGCUUAGUGGUUAAGAGCGUUGUGCCAGUAACCGAAGGUCGCUGGUUCUAAUCCCUGAGCCGACUAGGUGAAAAAUCGGUUGAUGUGCCCUCGAGCAAGGCACUUAACCCUAAUUGCUCCUGUAAGUCGCUCUGUAUAAGAGUGUUUGCUAAUGACUAAAAUGUUAAAAUGUUCUAGCAUCAUCAAAGUGCGCCAGGCAGAAAUAUAUUUUUUAAAUCUUCCAAAUGCUUUUGUCGCGAUGGCACUGAUUUUGCCGUGGCACAGCGCCACAUAUAAAUGACUGCAGCGGAAACACUGAUACACUAUAUAUACAAAAGAAUGUGGGCACCCUUUCAAAUUAGUGGAUUUGGCUAUUUCAGCCACACCAUAGGAAACAUUGGCAGUUGAAUGGCCUUACUGAAGAGCUCUGUGACUUUCAAUGUGGCACCGUCAUAGGAUGCCACCUUUCCAACAAGUCAGUGCGUCAAAAUGCAACAGCUCAGCCGCAAAGCACGUAGCGCGUAAAAAUUGUCUGUCCUCGGUUGUAAAACAAGUUUCAAACUGCCUCUGGAAGCAACGUCGGGAGCUUCAUGAAAUGGGGUUCCAUGGUCGAGCAGCCGCACACAAGCGGAUGCCAGGAGAACGCUACCUGCCCCAAUGCAUAGAACCUGUUCUCAACUGGUUUACCUGGUUAAAUAAAGGUGAAAUAAAAAUAAAAAAUAAAAAAAAUAGUGCCAACUGUAAAGUUUGGUGGAUGAAGUAUAAUGGUCUGGGGCUGUUUUUCAUGGUUCGGGCUAUGACACUUAGUUCCAGUGAAAGGAAAUCUUAAUGCUACAGCAUACAAUGACAUUCCAGACGAUUCUGUGUUUCCAACUUUGUGGCAACAGUUUGGGGAAGGCCCUGUUUCAGCAUGAUAAUGCUCCAUACAGAAAUGGUUUGUCGAGAUCGGUGUAGAAGAACUUGACUGGCCUGCACAGAGCCCUGACCUCAACCCCAUCGAACACCUUUGGGUUGAAUUGGAACGCUGACUGCGAGCCAGGCCUAAUCGCCCAACAUCAGUGCCCGACCUCACUAAUGCUCUUGUGGCUGAAUGGAAGCAAGUCCCCGCAGCAAUGUUCCAACAUCUAGUGGAAAGCCUUCCCAGAAGAGUGGAGGCUGUUAUAGCAGAAAAGGGGGGACCAACUCCAUACUAAUGCCCAUGAUUUUGGAAUGAAAUGUUCGACGAGCAGGUGUCCACAUACUUUUAGUGUAUGUGGUGUGGCUUGAUAAAUAUGUAAUAUUUUAAUAUUGUUAAAAGGACUGGGUUUUGACAGGACUGAGAAUUGCCAGGGACCUCACAAUGCGAUAUUAUCAUGAUACUUAGGCUCUGAUACCAUAUGUAUUGCGGUUCGAUACUGUUAUUUAUAUGUCUGCUGCAGAGGGACAAGAGUUUUGAUCUGUCAUGGAAAUAAGUGCUAAAAACAAAUUGGCUUCCCUAUUUAAAAAGAAGAUGGAGAACAAGCUAUGAAGGAAGAAUACUGGAGUUUUGGUGCAGGUACAGCCAACUAGCGCAAAAAAAUAAUAUUGCGAUAUGGAACUGUAUCAUUCCUUCCCCAUCACUACUUUUUGAUCCGUCUGUCUAACCUCUGCCCUUCUCUGUUCCUCCAGGCCACUGUGUGCAUGCAGAAAGAGCAGGACGCUAAAGCUCUGGCUGAGUGCCUCACUCUCAACAUACGGGAACACCCCAUCACUGUCUCUGACCAGGUUUGUCCCUCCCUGCUUACCGUACCAAAGCCACCUCAGCUUCCAGCUGGGUAUCCAUCCACUGAACUUCGUAUCAUAGAACUGGCUCAUGUUUCCCUUGUAGUGAAGAAGCUAAUAGAAAGAGAACAGAAAGAUGAGAAAAUGAGGUGUAUAAAAAUAUAAAUGUAAAUAUGUUUAUUUCUUUGUUUUACAGAAUGGUGAGGAGGAUCUUACUUCCUCGAUACCUGUCAUUAUAAAAGGGUAAGUAUUAUGCAUUACCUGUAUAUACUAGGGUUGUCGUUGACCCCCUGAACUUUGCCACUCGUGUGUUGUUACGGAGGCAGUUAUUCACACAUUUCAUUACUCUCCGUAGAGAAGUGGUCGGUGCCCCCAACGAGACCAACACGACCGUCAAAGGCCCAGGUAAAAAUACAUACAAUUAAUGUUAUUUUAGUGUGAAUCCCAAAUGGCAGCCUAUUCCAGUUAUAGUGCACUACUUUUGACCAACGCCUAUGUACCCUGCUCAAAAGUAGUGCACUAAAUGUGGAAUAGGGUGCCAGCCUUAAAUGUCUAGAUUAAUAUUCAACUAAUUUGAUAGACCUGAUCAAUAAGAGUUGUGGAAUUGAACAUUAUUUUUAUUUCUUCCCACAGAAACCAGCGUUGGUCAGAAGAAUUUAAAUGAGGUACUGUAUUAUUUGUCUCUGUCGCUUAUUUGCCAGUAUGUCUAUUAAUAUUUUCUUAUUAAGUAUUCCAAUGUUAUAUAUCUACAAAAAUACAAAUAAGCUGAUGGUUGUGAGCCUGGGUAGUGUUCCAGUUCAUCUUUAACACUUUAAAACAUUGGAGAACAGAUUGCCAGUCAGCCAGCCAGCCAGCCAGCCAGCCAGUCAGCAGUGUCUGAGCUGUAAGAUGAAAUGGGUUUCCCAACAGAUACACAGGGAGCAGGUGAAGAGGAAGAGGAAGAGGGGAUGUAGAGCGGGACAGAGCCAGAGACUCAAAAGACUGCUGAGGGAAAACAAGGUGCAGAACUGAACUGAUAUCUCAUAGGCCCAGGCAGGGGGUGCUACAUUAUGAACAUUCAAAUAUAAUUAUAUAAUGUAGAUUAGACUUGAUUUAGCCCCGUCAGGACAGGUAGAAUAGGAGAUUGUCAGCUCUAUUCAUGAUAUCUCUGUAUACAACGUUCUGACCGUUUUUAAAAAAAUUUUACCUCACUGAAUACGUGACUGUCUUUGUCUCCUGUGGUUUAACCUUUUAGAGGGGCAUGGUCAAGAUUACUGGACUUCCUGAAAGCGGCUGCUCCGAGAUCGAUAUCGCCAAGCUGGCCCAGCCCUUCGGAACACCUGUCAAGAUCCUCCUCAUCACCACGCCCAGUGAGGUAGGCUGGCGACCCACAAUACAUCACUCACUGUCACAUUGAUUUUGCAUUAUGUGGCUUAGGGCAGUGUUUUCCAACCCUGGUCCUCCAGUACCACAACAGUACACAUUUUUAUUGUAACCCUGGACAAGCACACCUCAUUCAACUUGUCAACUAAUCAUCAAGCCCUCAAAGAGCUGAAUCAGGUGUGUUUGUCCAGGGCUACAACGAAAAUGUGUACUGUUGGGGUUACUGGAGGACCGUGGUUGGGAAACACUGGCUUGGAGCACGAUGCCAGUGACAUCAGGUUGAUUCCCACUGUCGUGACGUGAUUACUUUAAUGUAUGACUGUUAUUUAUCGAAUCGCCUAACUGUUUAAUUGUCCCUCGAUUAAAUUAAUCAUGUAACAAUUAACUCAUUAGGAAUUUGGGGCACCACGGAAGAAGUUGUUUAACGAGUUACAAACUCCCGAAUUAAACUCUUAGAAGAUAUAUAUGUUAUAUCGAUAACAGUCACUUAUUAAAUAAUUACCUCUUAUCAGUCUCAUUCUGAACGUCGCAUAAUCCUUGAACCUGCAAGAACCCUAACCUUAUCGAUGAAUCAGCAAUACACAAAUUGGCUUAAUUAUUUAUUUACUAACUAAAUAAUAAAACAAUACAACACACACACACAAGGUUAUUGAUUACUAACGUAAUACAAUGAAAACAGGUCCCUAGUGGACUGGACUAACAAUAGCAUGAAUGCUUGGGUAGAAGGAGGGUCAGAGUGGAAGGGAGAGACAGAGAUUCAAACUAUCGUGGUUACUUUGGAAACAACACUCACGGAAAUACAAAUGUGUAAAAUCCCACUAAGCGCACAUUCAGAUUAGAAAUACAACAUGUAUUUACGUGUAGCUGUCCUCAAUAGUUGAGUUGAUGAUGUAGGACUCUGGUUUGCCCACCAGAGAUCCCAAUGUCCUUGGUAGAGUUUCUGGUCGUAGUGGUGGUUAGAUGGAUACUUCAGCGCGUACCCUGUAGUUCGUAGAGUUGAUCUGUUAGAAUAGAUACUUCAGAUGUACCAGCGGUUGUCGGAGAGGGAUUGUCCUUCCCAACUUGUCUUUAGUGAAAGUUCUCUAGACUACUAUACAUGCCAGCUGCAGACUGAGAUGAAAAGGUCUAGUGCAUUGUCUUCUUCACCUCGUGUAGAAGUUGAGAGUUUCAGAGUUUCUCCAUUUCAAGCGUGUGGACUAAAGUCUCACGUUUUCUGGUCUAACCAUUUUGUAACGUUUAGCUCACGCUUCACGUCUGCUGGUCUGUAGAGUUAAUUUGUUUUUCAAGGCUUUUUAUGCACUCGGGGUAAAAGGGGCAUUCCAUCAUGUUUUUGCUCAUCUGGGCGUGGCCACUGACUGAGAACAAAUCAAUAUGGAAAACAAUCAUAUCAUCUAGAAUGCUAAAAUCACAUUGUUAUCUUCACAAAAGUAUUAUUAUACUUAAUCAUUCAUUUUAUACAACAAUUAGAUGCAAACCUCAUAACUGGCAAGUGUACACCCCCAGAGAUACAGUUAUGUUGUUCCACCGUCUUUAAUGACAUCACAACAUAGUAACACAUUUGACAUGAUUGUUCUUUAAGUCCCACAUUCUUUGAAGUAUGAAUAUUGUUUCAUUAUCCACUUUUGGAUGUUGGAGUUUUGGCGGGAAUAAUCUCUGUGUUAACAAAGGGAUCCUUUCUCCCAAUACUUCAUGGCAAGGAAGAGAAAGUCUGAACAGUAUUUACGACUGGUCAUAAAACUGGUCCCCAGGAGAGGGGGUGUUCAAACCUUUGCCAUGCCGGCAUCUUUGAUCCUCAGUCAUGACACUACAAAGGACUUGUUGUAUACAUUGGCACUGUUAAUGUUCUGUCAGAUGCUUUGGAUAAAAGAGUCUGUUUAAUGGCAAUGUCAUAUGAUUUUCACAUUGAUUUAAACAAUAUAGCUUGUAUACCCAAUGUGACUGACUGUUGGUGACCGUUUGUCUGUCUGUGGUCCUCCCCAGGCUCUGGUCACCAUGCAGGAUGUGGAGUCAGCCCAGGAGAUGGUGAAGGUUUACAACAACAUGCCUGUCUGCAUCAACGACUCUGUUCUGAAUAUGAGCCUGCUGCCAAACCUCCAGGUGGACUUCAACAGACCAGUAAGAUACUGUGGCUUGACUUACUUGGCUCAUUCCUAUUAGCUCCUAGUGGAGCACAGGGCCUCAAACGUGCAUCUCCAGCAACCUGUUCUGGGCAGUUUUCUUGACUUAGUUUACAGGUGGUUGCUGCAGGGUACCGAUAAAUGUUUACUAUGAUAAGUGUUUAUGCACAAACUUGUUUUGCACUGAUCUAAUUCAGUGAUGACAUAACUUUUCAUUCCAUUUAUUACCACAGGUGGCACUUUUCCAUUCAUUGAUGGGACCAAGGAAUCCUGUUAGUGUGAGUAUUUCACUGUGGGUUCAGGUCACCUAAAAGGCUCUUAAUAUUAACGUUGUUUCCACCCCAAGGAAAAGGUAGAAAACACAAACAUCCCACCUGAUUUAAGACCUAAGUGUUGAAACAUUUAACCUAACGAAACUAAUCACACCCAAGAGCAUAUAUUAUUGCAGUGUGUCCCUUUUAAAAUGUCUAACAACUAUUUAUAAAGUUGAGCUUCUUGAUAAUAAUUGCUAAAAGUAAAGUUGUUUGUAAUUGAUGAAUAAAUGUAAAUGUUACCAAUACGUCCUGCAUAAGGCGGAGGUGGGAGGUGAUGAUGACUGGAACCGUCUCCUGGUUGUCAGUAACAUUCCGGCCACGCCUUCCGGCCCAACAGAGAUCCAGAAGCUGGUCCAGCGCUUCGGCACAGUCCAACAGACUCUGGCACUCAAGGACAAGGUGAGGGACCCGUGGGUGGGGAGGUGUGGGGUGUUCAAGUGUCUGUCAAGGAGAGGGACAUCUUAGUGAGGAACGUCUGUUUUUGUGUUUGUGUGUGUUCAAGUGUCUUGUCUGCCCUGCCUACAGUAAUUCCACACCAUCCAUCCAAUCCUAUUUUCUUUACCCCAUGCAGAUCAUCUUUGAGAUGGGAACAGCAGAAAUGGCCCAGAGUGUCUUCAACCGCUUCCAGAAGUUUCCCUGCAUUGUUCAGAACAACAAGCUCGCCUUCUCCUGGAAACCUGAUCCCGAGACUGAUCUACCUAAAGUCAACAUCUCUGCCGGCUCAACAGCGCCAACUGGUGGCAAAGUCUCCCAGACUGAAGAGACUACUACACCCCCUGGUGGACAGGAGGACUCACUGUCUCAGUCAGGAUUAAAGGUGGCGAAAGGAACAGGGGUCGAUACUAACGUUAAAGGACAGGAGGUUCAGCCAGGUGAUGAAGGGAUGAAGGUUGAAGGAGAGGUUGAAGCCACAGAGAAGGAGUCUCCAGCAUUAGGAGGAAAGGAGCAAGAGGAUCAGCCUGAUGUGGCUUCAUUACAGCCAGCAGGAGUGAACCAGAGAGAGGAUACAGAACCCAACACAGACCAACCUGGAGGUCAGGGUGGAGAGGUCGUCAUGGAGAAAGUUGCAAACAUUUCAACAACGGAGUCCGAAGAGACUGAAGAACCAGUCGCCUCGGAUGCUACCGCCGCUCCUCAAGCUGCUAAACCAGAGACAGCCACCUCUGCCCCAGCCCCAAAUGUGAUGGCGGCGAUCAUAGAGGCCUUACGACAGGAGAGCAGGAACAGAUCCUCUACCAAGGUUACCACUGACCAGGCUGCAGCUGAGAAUCCUCCAGGUAAACAACCAACAGAUAAGGAGACUCCAGAUGUCCAGGCGGCGCCUGCUCUACCCAGAGUGACCCCUGAGAUCCUGAAGGUACUGCUGGAGGAGUGCAGGGUCCGGUCCUCCAGUAGGGCCAACGCUGAGCAGGCCAGGAAGGAACAGGACCAGGCGCCCCCUGCAGACCAAAAGGCUGGAGGAGAACAGGUCACCAAGAGGAAGACCCGCGAGGAGGAAAGGGAGGAGAGAGAGAGAGCGAGGAGGGAGAGGGAGAAGAGGCUGAAGGCCCAAGAGGAGGAGAGGGAGCAAGGAAGGAGGGACAGGAAGUUAAAGGCCCAGGAAGAGGAGAGGGAGAAAGGAAGGAGGGAGAGAGAGAAGAGGCGCUCCCACAGGGAAGGGUCAUCAGGAUCACCGGGGUCCAGGUCCUCUAUGAGGUACGAGGGGAGCCGGCGCAGGGGGAGGAGCGGCGCCAAGUCUGAGUCCAGGAGAGGAAACGGAGAGGACAAACAGCAGGUAGGAGAGGCGCUAGUGUGUUGGUAUUCACUCUAUAUACACAGAGGACAAAGCAUUAGGAACACCUGCACUUUCCAUGACAUAGACUGACCAGAUGAAAGCUAUGAUCCCUUAUUGAUGUGACUUGUUAAAUCAACUUCAAUCAGUGUAGGUGAAUGGGAGGAGACAGGUUAAAUAAGGAUUUUUAAGCCUUGAGACAAUUGAGACAUGGAUUGUGUGUGUGUGCCAUUCAGAGGGUGAAUGGGCAAGUCAAGAAAGAUUUAAGUGCCUUUGAACAGGGUAUGGUAGUAGGUGCCAGGCGCACCGGUUUGUGUCAAACCCAGCAGCGUUGCAGUUAUUUUCAUGCUCAACAUUUUCCCCGUGUGUAUCAAGAAUGGUCCACCACCCAAAGGACAUCCAGCCAAUUUGACACAGCUGUGGGAAGCAUUGUUGUCAACAUAGGUCAACACCUUGUAGAGUGUGGGGGGGGAACUCAAUAUUAGGAAGGUGAGACUGUUAGGCAUACUCAGUGCAUAUAUAGAUAGAUCUCCAGUGAACAGUGUCAUAUCUAUACCCAUCAUGAUUAUAGAAGAAUGCCAACAUCAACUUUCCAACCAUUUUGGGGAAUGACUUGCCAUUUUGAGGAAAACUGUGGUUUUAAAGUUAACUGUCCUCUUCCCUGUGUUCUUUCAGGAAGAGGAGGAGUUAGGUGAGAAGCACGUGCCCUUCGACAUGGAGGACUUUGUGACUGUGGACGAGGUGGGGGAAGUAGCUGCGGUGCCCCAUACGCCCCCCGAGACAACCACAGAGGUGACUGAGGUUACGGAGUUGACCGGCAACGACCCUGUGACCACACCAGCCUCUGAGGCAGAGCAGCAGUCACCAGCAGACACUACACCGAUGGAGGUGGAGGGUGAGCCUGGGACAGCAAAGGUACAGGGGGAAGCGCUGGACAAACGAGGACAGAAGGAGGAGGAGGGGUUGGCCCCAGCAACCACAGAGGAGGGGUCGGUGAAGACUGCAGAGGGAACUGGGGAGGUGACAGAGGAGAAAGUUCCAGACUUUCAGGAUGACAUCAUCAAAGAGGUCAGUGUGUCUUUAGUUGCAUUCCUACUUACUUGAAUAAUCCCUUUCCUAAAUGAAAGGCUUCAACACUAUAACAUUCAACAAUGAGAAGAUCAGUGAUAAGGCUACUUCAACCGAGGAAGGAAAAAAUGAAGUGUUUCAUUACUCUCUCCUUCAGCCUGUGGUCACGGUGCCGAAGACAACCUGUGAUAAGUUCACUGAGGAAGUCAGAGGUGAAAGGUCACGAUGAGGCCACACCCACAGACGCACCUGCCGCCGCUGGAGAAGAGGAGGUGGAGGAAGAAAAGGAGGAUGGAGGCGUGGAGGAUUUCAACACGGGGAAGUUUCUGACGGUGGACGAGGUGGGCCAGGUGGAAGAGGACGGGAAGAAGAGGUCUGCUGAGACGGGUAAGAAACAUACUGUAUAUCACUGCUAUGGUCGUCUCUUGAAAGGCCAUCAUUGUAAAUUAAAAUCUGUUCUGCUGUGCUUGCUUGUAUAAAUAAAUGUUUUGAAAAAGUUGUUGCGAUAUGGUAGGAAACCGGCCAGUAGAGGUAAGAAACAAACUUAAUGUUGUAAAGUCAAUCUGCAACAUAUUUGUCUGAGGAGACUGGGUUGUGUUCAGUAGCGAAAACCUUUUGAAAUGGAAAACAAAUGAGUGUUAAGUCCUGGUAGUCCCUACUUGAUGCCCUUUAUCGUGAGGUAACUAGCCUCUGAUGGGUCCUUUAUCCUGAGGUAACUAGCCUCUGACGGGUCCUUUAUCCUGAGGUAACUAGCCUCUGAUGGGUCCUUUAUCCUGAGGUAACUAGCCUCUGAUGGGUCCUUUAUUCUGAGGUAACUAGCCUCUGAUGUGCCCUUUAUCCUGCGGUAACUAGCCUCUGAUGGGUCCUUUAUUCUGAGGUAACUAGCCUCUGAUGGGUCCUUUAUCCUGAGGUAACUAGCCUCUGAUGGGUCCUUUAUCCUGAGGUAACUAGCCUCUGAUGGGUCAUUUAUUCUGAGGUAACUAGCCUCUGAUGUGCCCUUUAUCCUGAGGUAAGUAGCCUCUGAUGGGUCCUUUAUCCUGAUGUAACUAGCCUCUGAUGGGUCCUUUAUCCUGAGGUAACUAGCCUCUGAUGUGCCCUUUAUCCUGCGGUAACUAGCCUCUGAUGGGUCAUUUAUUCUGAGGUAACUAGCCUCUGAUGUGCCCUUUAUCCUGAUGUAACUAGCCUCUGAUGGGUCCUUUAUCCUGCGGUAACUAGCCUCUGAUGGGUCCUUCAUUCUGAGGUAACUAGCCUUGCCACAGGAGGAAAAAGACAACAGGCUAACCAGCUCUAAGGUAGAAUAGUGCUUGAGAUAUGGUAGAUAGCACACUCUAUAUGCAUAGUAGUGGUUGAGAUGGCCAUCCGCCUUUUGUUGAUAAGUGGUCAAUGAAUGGUAACCUGGUUUACAUAGAUUAGUGGUUGUGGUCAUUGUAUAUGAGUGGUUGUGGUGAGGUCAGAUAACCAACUGUAUCUAGAUAACCGCUAGAUAUGGUAACCGCUAGAUUGCUGGAUCAAAUCAAAUUGUAUUGUACUAGAAGGCUAGAUGUUAAAAUGUGGUAUCUAUGGUAACCACUAGAUCAAAUAAAAUCAAAACUGUUUGUUGUAGGGGUGUAAUGGUACACGCAAUAGUACCGAACCGUUGUUAUGGGGACCUCAGUUCGGUCCGCACUGUGAACCCGAAUGAAUAGAUAAAUAAAUACAAAUAUAUAUAUUUAAACGCCUGCGCUGUGUUGUCUGCCUCCUGAGCUGAAAGAAAACAUUCAGGCUAUUCCGUUAACACAAGCCUAUGUGCACCUUGUAGUCAAAAUGAUUUGAAUUGUCACAUUUCAAACUGUCCUUUUGUGAGGCGCAGCCGGGAACUAGUUCUGUAUGAUGGCGAGUGGUGGGGUGGAUAAACCAAGAGGAUUCGCCAUCAAUAUUUAAAUCUCCAGUUUGGGAAAUUGUUGGUUUCCCAGUAGAUGACAGCGAUGGACAAGAAAGUAUGUCGCCACUGCUGAACCAGAAUAGCCUAUGCAGCUGCCAACACCUCAAAACAUGUUGACACAUUUACUCAGAAAUCACACCAGUAUUCCUACCAUCGGAAAUGAGGAGUACCGUGCUACAGACACGCCCCCUUUAUGAGAGUCACACAAGUGUGCAUAUUUUCUCUAUAUUACAAAACAUUAUAGCAUAGUCCUAUGUCUGAGACGACAUGUUUACAUAUUGAUUUCACUAGUAUAUUGCACUUUAUUUGAGUGUUGUCGAGUAAUCGAAGUGUUAUUCCUGAUUGAGCGUUAUGACUCAUUUUACAACGGGUGGGUUUAGUCCUCAAUGCUGGUUGGUUAAAAGCGCAUUCCAGCCAGUGUCUAUUCCACAAGUUACCACCGGCUAAAUCUAUGAUGUUAAAAUGCCUAUUUACUCUGUUCCAUCUGACUGCGCAAUCCACUGUCUCAUCAACCCAGCCAAGCAAUUUAUAAACUUGAUCUCCACUAUAAAAAGCAUCUAGACCAGGGGUGUCAAACUCAUUUUAGCUCAGGGGCCACAUGGAGGAAAAUCUAUUCCCAAGUGGGCCGGACCGGAAAAAUCAUGGUGUAUAUAUAACUUAAAAACAACAACUUCAGAUUGUUUUCUUUGUUUUAAUACGAUCAACAUACAACAUAAAGCUGGAGCCUGAGGACAGUGUGUCCAAAAUAGUACAAGCACAACAUCACUAUUAAUCAUAAAACACGUCAAGUUUAUUUGAAAAUUCUAAAGAAAAAGAACACAAACACACAAUGCGUCAGUGAUUAACAGAAGUAUAUCACAGAUCACAGAACUAUAUCAGGGGGUCAUUUCUCAGGCAGAAAUGUAGAUAAAAAGAAUGAAAUCCUGUUCCCCAAACAAGUGCAAGAACCACAGAGUCAAGAAUAGGUUAAAUAUACAAAUAAAAUAAAAUCAAUUAAAAACAAUGGCACAUCAACAUAAAAACAUAUAAACAUAAAGCUGGAGCCUGAGGACAGUGUGUCCAGAAGCACAACAUCACUAUUAAUCAUAAAACACAAGUUAUUUGAAAGUUCUGAGGACAAAGAACACACAAACACACAAUGCCUCAGUGAUUCACAGAAGUAUAUCAGGGUGUCUCAAGUAGCACUUUAAGUGGGGUUGCAUAGUUUAUUUGACUCCUGAUACCUGGCAUCUUUCAGCUUUCACCAGCGCAUCAAUAUCAGGCGUCACAUGCUGAGUGGCAGCCAACUUCAGGAUGUGAUUCAAGUGCUUGUGCGUGAGCCUUGAGCGCAGCUUUGUUUUAUUUAUGCUCAUUACAGAGAGAACUUGCUCACAAAGAUAUGUGGUUCCAAACAUGCACAACAGUUUUGCAGCGAGCGCUGUCAAGUUGGGGUAACCUGGCAAGAGAUUCUGAUAAAAUGUGUCCAAGCCAGCUGCGGCAAAUUUGCCCUUCAAAUCCGAGUCACACUGCAAGUCUAUUAUUUCAAGUUGGAUGCUGACAGGCAGAUCAGAGGGAUUCACGGUGAAUGGCGAGCAAAAAAACGUUGAAGUCUUUCUCCAGUUCACCAAAAAUCUGAAUGCGUUGCUCAAACUCACGUAACAGUCCCGUUAUUUUAUCUUUGAACCGCUUCAUGUCUGCCACAUGUUGGGUCGCGCACACAUUUUUCAGACAGGGGAAGUGAGCUGCAUCACCACCGGCAAGUUGCGUCUCCCACAAUGACAGCUUCAACUUGAAAGAACGUAUGCUGUCAUAAUACUGCGUGACAACUUUGUUGCGCCCUUGUAGCUGUUUGUUCAAGUUAUUCAGGUGCUCUGUAACAUCCACCAUAAAUGCAAGGUCCUGCAUCCAUUCUGCGGAAUGGAAUUCUAACACUGUUCAAUUUCUUCUCGUAAAUCAAAGAAACGCCUCAGCACCUCGGCUUAACCAUCUUACCUCAGUGUGGUAUGGCAGGCCAUAGAUGUGGUCUUUCUCUCUGAGAAGGCUGUCAAACUGACGGUGAUUCAGGCUUCUGGAUCGGAUGAAAUUAACAGUUUGGAUGACCACCUUCAUGACGUUAUCCAUCUUUAAUGACUUGCAACACAAAGCCUCCUGGUGCAAAAUACAGUGAAAAGUCAAAAAAUCACGUCCUCCAUUUGCAGAUUGCACUUUCUCUCUGAACUUUGUCACAACGCCUGCUUUUUUCCCGAUCAUUGAGGGCGCACCAUCUGUAGCCAGGCUGACAGCGCGGGACCAGUCCACUCCGACCCUGUCCAGCGCGCCGACGAGUGCGGUAAAAAUAUCAGCUGCUGUCGUUGUAUCUGUCAUCGGCACCAACUCCACGAACUCCUCGGUGACGGUCAAUGUGUCAUCAACUCCGCGGAUGAAAAUGGCCAGUUGUGCAACAUCUGUAAUGUCCGUGCUUUCAUCAAUUGCAACCGAAAACGCAAUAAAUGACUUUACUUUUUGCUUCAACUGGCAGUCCAAAUCCACUGAAAUAUUCGAAAUCCUGUCUGCAACUGUGUUUCUUGUCAGGCUAUUUACAAAAGCCUGGCGCUUUUCAGGGCACACAAUCUCCGCUGCCUUCAUCAUGCAUGUUUUUACAAAUUCACCCUCACUAAAUGGUUUUGAAGCCACUGCGAUUUCAUUAGCAAUGAGGUAGCUAGCUUUCACUGCAGCGUCACUGAUGUCUCGGCUGUGAGUAAACACAGACUUGACCUACUUGCUCUGCCCCGGUAUAAACAGUUUGCUUGCUUAACACAAUUGCUAUUGCGCCAUCCAGUGGACGCAAUUGGAACAGCAGUUUAUGUUAUUGAAAAAUUGCAGCGCAUUUUUAUACUUUACAAAAUCAUCUCGCGGGCCGGAUUAAACCCGUUUGCGGGCCUGAUCCGGCCCGCGGGCCGGACGUUUGACACCCCUGAUCUAGACAGUAUCUCAUUUCUUUUAGACUAACAUUUAGUUUUCAACAGCUGAGAUUUGUAUAAACCUUGCUGUCUGUCUCUCCGACAUUUGCAACAUUGUUUCAAUAUUCAAAUUCGAUCUCCAACUGUCCCAUAGUAAUGAACGUGUAGGGGUCGGGAGGAGACAGAGAGGCAGGCAGCGUUUCUCAGCCAGUCGAAAUCAUGAAUCAGCUGGCUUCAUUUUUAUGGAUAUAUACAAAGAAAUGUCAAUUGAGAAAAGUUAAAACGAAACGAAGUGCAGCUAGUUUGCAGUCUUUCCAGCUUCAGUUUGAAGUUAUUGUGUUAGCUGUGUUGUUGGCUAGCUCCUCUGUCCAACAGUGUCCUGACGAGAGAGCACAUUUUCUAUGCCAGGUGAAAUCACGCCUCAUUAGCUCAUUGUUAUCAAUGUAUCCAAAUAAAUGUCACUAGAAAACAGCUUAUGCAAAUGCAGCUACUUAAUGUAGCUGUUAUUCUGGUUGCACUUUUUGACGUGGCUGUAAUUUAGCCGUAGUUGGCUAGCUAGCAAUCAAGGGAUAAGAACGUUGCCAGCCAGUAUGCAAUGGAACAUUUAGAACGAACGACUGGGUCACGUCCAUAGAUACAGAACAAAAAGACUGAACGACUGGGUCCCGUCUCUGGCAACCGAACCAAUAGAACGAACAAACAGCCGGCUUGGGUAUCAACCCUAGAUUUGUGUCGGGACAAUAUCUUGUGGAAGGAUGAAAUAGUAUGAAUAAAUUCAUCAAAAUAACGUUUUUAAUAAAUGUGUCAAUCAUUAUUUGAAUAUGUUGGUAACCCGUUGUGUAAAAGUGAUAAUGCCCUAGAAGCCGGUGUUUGGAGGCCAAUAUAUCCUCAACACCGGCUUCUCUGGCAUUAUCACUUAAUUAUCAUAUAUGGAAUCGGGAAUAUCAACACUGUAUUUUCUUAAAUAAACAAAAAUUAACUACAGUAACGGUUGGCAUUUAAUUUUCCCACUGAACCGUGACCCCCAACACCGCAAUACAUAUCUAACGACGGGUUUGGUGAACUGUUACAGUCCUAGUAUGUAGCUCAAUGGUAGAUAUUGUAACCACUAGACAGCUAGAUGUUAAACUGUGGUAGCUGUGGUAACCACUAGAUGGCUAGCUGUUAAACUAUGGUAGAAGGAGAACUCAGCCAAAUCAACGGUGGUAGCAAGCUCAUGUUAACCUGGUUACCAGUCUGUUUGUGUUCUUAUUCCACUCAAUGCCACUCCUCGUCAUGCCAAACAUGGCAUGAUGGCACAAAAUGCUGGGUUCUUUGAGAGGUUGUAGAAAAUGAUGGUUGGUUGACAACCUGAAACCACAUUUGUUGGAUUGUUUCUAAGGUGUCAGUGAUUUUAUUUGUGUGAUUUAAUGUUUUAAAGAUCUUUCACACAAACCCACAUACAAAGCCCUGACUUUUCAACAACAACAAAAAAUCCUACCUUUUUGUAAGGACAUUCUGGUGACUUGUCAAGUCUGGGAAAACCCACACACCAACAAACAGAACAGACACAGCUACGGUGUCAGUGAUGACCCUGUUCCUUCCUCCAUCUUCUCUUUCAUCUCUCAGUGGAGUCGAAGCGAAGGAGGACAUCUCAGGAGGAGAGAGAGGAGGAGGCAGCGAGGAGGAAGAUGAAGAUGGAACCCCUCUUUUCUAAAGACUACAGCAUCCCUCCUUUCAACCCUGACAGCCCUGUCGGUGAGACUCAAUUGAUGCUGCUUUCGACAUUCAACCAAUUGUUGUAAUUGAUUAGGGUAUUUUUUGAUGAUAAACUAGCUCAUCUAUUAUCAGAAUAGUGUCUUUGUGCUAGGUGUGGUGUGUGUAUAUGUUUACAUAGGUCCCAUAGUAUAAUCAUGUCAUUUGUAUAUUUGAAGCUGGUUUUGUUUCUGGUGUGUUUGAUCACUAUCAGGCAUGGAGUUUCUGGUCCCCAAGUCAGGCUUCUUCUGCAAGGUGUGUUCUAAGUUUUACAGUGGAACUUACGAGGCCAAGAAGACCCACUGCAGGAGCCUCAAACACCAUCAGAACCUGGAGGUGAGAACCCCAAACAACCAAUCAGCCACAACACUGACAAAUCAACCACCAAUCAGCAAGAACAUUUUGACAAUCGGGUGGGUGGGGCCAAUUCCAUUUGGUAAAACAAAUUGGAAUUUCAGUUUGCUUCCUGAAUUUAAAUGUCGAACGUUUUUACCUUUUUGAUUUUUAUUGGAUUCUACUUUACUGAUUUUAGUUUUACGUGCUUGAUUAUUAAUACAUUGACACUCAUGAGUGGAGAAGGAGAUAAAGGAAGGUGUCCUGUCAUGGAAAGCAUCCCCAGACAGGCGAAAGAUCAGCAGUAGUGGCUCUCUCUCUCUCGUGGAACCUUUAUGUUCCACAUAGGAAUCAACAGGAUCUAGAAUUUCCGGUUUGCUUCCUGAAUUGAAAUGGAAUUGCUAGUAAGUAAGCUACUCAUGAGUUUGUUAUUUUUGUCUUUUUAUUAUUUUUCAGAAAUCCCUGGAGAAGUGGAGAGCGAAGAAAGACUGACUCUGCAUGAGUUAAAUAUUGACUCGCUGACUGACUGCGUCCCAACCACUCACUGACUGAUUCAUUCCUGUCUAUUAACUCUUUCCCCCUCUUUCCCCACUUCCUUGUUUUUGUGUUUCUUCCCCAUGGGUCCAAACUCUCACUCUCUCUUUCUCUCUCAUAACUGUUUCAUUUUGUUAGUUAUUUUCCCAUUAUAUAGAAGAGAAGUGACUCAAUAGAGAGAAAUUAAAAUAGAAACCAAUGAAAAAUAAAGUUUUAUUCAAUCGGUAUGUCUCCGUUUUGUAAUUGAAACCGUAAUUUAAUGUUUACCAGAGUUAUCUUUUACCCUUAUUCAAUACAACUUUAUUCAUCCCCCCCAGGGGCAAUUAUGUCUAUCUGCUUAUGCAGCGUCCUUCUGAUUUGAAUACUGCUAGUUCAGCAGUGUGGUUUCCCCUGGGUGUCCAUGCGCACCAAGGGAAAUGUACUGAUUUCCAUGUUCAACUCAUGCAUGGACCAUUAGCUUCCCCCCAGCCAUAGCACUGCUAGCCACUGUGCUAAAACAGCUAACCUCCUGUUAACAUGGAAAGUAAAAGGCUUGGCUUGAGUUAAGGGGUCUUGCUCUUUUAUAUACGGUAGCUAUUUCAAAUCUAUACAUUCCAAUGACUCACUACUUCACUGCAACAGUUAAUUUAUGUAAUAGGGAAUUCUCAGUCAACAUAACAUUUUUUUUUUUAUUGAUAAUACAUUAGUAGCAUUUCAUAAUAAUAUAUUUAAUCUAUAUAGCGCUUUUCAAUACAAGAUUCUCAACAACUCAAUUUACCUGAAUGAUCCCUUGACCUCUGUGACACAGACUUUCAAAUCACAGCUCCAAAAAUUUGCAUCAACAGCCUCAGCCGCUGGCCAUGUUUGUUUCUCCCUGUAGCUCAGCCACUUUGACUGUCUAAUGAGAACACAUUUGGAGCAGGGCUGACCUAGGGGAUGUCCUAAAUGGCACCCUAUUCACUAUGUAGUGCACUACUUUUGACCAGGGCCCAAAGUGCUCUGGUUUAAAAACUGCACUGUAUAGGGAAUAGGGUGCCAUUUAGGACUUCACUGCUUUUACCUUCAAACAAAGAACUAAACUAAUUGUUUUUAACUACACUUGGAGUUUGAAGUUACCCCCUAAAUAAUGUAAUAAAUGAAAUAAUUGAGAUAUGCCUAACACAUUUUCCACAGUGAUCAUGACUUUGCAUAGUGCUCCAUCAUCCUGAUGCUUCAGUCUGACACCACCUUGGUGUGUGUGUGGCCUGUGGCUCUAGAAUCACAAUCUCAGUCUAUGAACCAUUCACACAGAGACCAGAGAGAGUUUUCCAUCCAGGUAUAUCAUGUUGAUUCUUUAUGAUAGUGGGUUUACAUCAAAUAUAAUGGUGGGGAAAUGCAUGUCAUAAGUUAAUGGCAAUCUACUGAACUGUAAUUGUGAAUUACCUUUUACAAUGCUUUUGUUAUUUAAUAAUAAUUUAAGUUUAGCUGUUUAAAUGUAAACUGCAAAAAAAGAAACACCCCUUUUUCAGGACCCUGUCUUUC
Coregonus sp. 'balchen' is the source of this 36002-nucleotide messenger RNA. NCBI's taxonomy places the organism in Eukaryota, Metazoa, Chordata, Actinopteri, Salmoniformes, Salmonidae. The record is from the annotation of a GenBank genome assembly.